Messenger RNA from Capsicum annuum, 2118 nucleotides. Its product is annotated as probable folate-biopterin transporter 3. The transcript is spliced from 6 exons. NCBI's taxonomy places the organism in Eukaryota, Viridiplantae, Streptophyta, Magnoliopsida, Solanales, Solanaceae. Gene Ontology annotation, cellular component: membrane. The coding region runs from base 580 to 1755 and encodes 391 amino acids. The record is from RefSeq and is a predicted model, not a curated record.
ACCAAGAGUUGAGGUGUUUUAAUUCAGCCAUAUUUUUCUUCUUCCUCAGUUGUUACGUACGUAUCAUCGUUUUCCGCAAUUCCACUUAGUUGACUUCACCAGUUUCCAUUACCCAAAUGUACACCAAUUCAAUUCAUCACGUUUCUCAAAUUCCGAGUACUCGUUUGAUCACACUAUAAUCUUCCAGAUCUGUAUAUGAACACUUCAAAAAUGGGCCUAAUAUUGCGAAAACCAUUUUAUUGGGUAAAAAAGCUAAGUGAAGAGCUACACUGGAGUUUCGUAUCGGCUGUGGUGCUUGUGUACGGAAUUAAUCAGGGAAUGAGUUUAAGUCUGAUUAGAAUUAGUACGCAGUAUUAUAUGAAAGAUGAGCAGAAGUUACAGCCAUCUGAGGCUCAAGUUUAUUCUGGAAUUAUUCAAUUGCCUUGGGUUGUUAAGCCUCUUUGGGGAUUCUUAACUGAUACUCUUCCUAUUUUCGGUUAUAGGAGACGGCCCUACUUUGCUCUUGGUGUAAAACAGCCUUGCAGCAGUCAAUUGUGCAGGGGGAAUGAGGAACUCCUAUUUAUGUGAAGUCUCCAAAGCAUGAAGGCAUUGAUCUACUUAUUUCGAUUAUGUAAAGGUUUCAUUGGUGUUGUCGCUAUGCUUAGUCUGUCAAUCAACCAGAACUUACAUCUUGCAUCUGCUUUGUUGUGCCUAAUGGGUGGCAGUGCGGGAGCUGCAAUAGCAGAUGUGACUAUUGAUGCUUGUGUGACUGAGAACAGCAUAAACCAUCCUUCUCUUGCCAGUGACAUGCAAAGCUUGUGUGGUCUGAGCUCUUCAGUGGGGCAACUGAUUGGGUAUGCAAUCAGUGGGUUUUUGGUACAGCUCAUUGGAUCCAAGGGGGUAUUUGGACUUUUAAGCAUCCCGUCUUCAUUGGUCAUUUUGGUAGGAAUGAUAACGCGGGAAGCCCAUGGACACAACGUUGCAUAUAAGCGUGUAAGUCAAAAGUUCGUGGAUGCUGGUAAGGCUAUGUGGAUGGCACUGAAAUGUGAGAAUGUUUGGAGGCCAUGUAUAUACAUGUUCCUUUCUCUAGCAGUAAGUUUGCAUAUUCAUGAGGGAAUGUUUUACUGGUAUACAGAAGCAAAGGAUGGCCCAUCUUUCUCAAAGGAGAUGGUAGGGUCCAUAUCUUCUGUUGGUGCUGUAGGCUCUCUUCUAGGUGUUCUCCUCUACCAGAAUGCCUUUAAAAAUCAUCCUUUUCGUGGUUUACUUUUCUGGACUCAGUUACUGUAUGGUGCUUCGGGGCUGUUGGAUUUAAUAUUGCUCUCACGUGUAAACUUAAAGUUUGGCAUCCCUGAUUAUGUUGUUGUUGUAGGCGAUGCAGCAUUCAGUCAGAUGAUUGGGCGUCUCAAAUGGAUGCCUCUUCUUGUACUCAGUUCAAAGCUUUGCCCCUCGGGCAUUGAAGGAACUUUUUUUGCUUUGCUAAUGUCAAUUGAUCAUAUUGGUAUUCUCACAGCUUCGUGGGGUGGAGGUCUCUUACUUCAUGCCUUCAAUGUUACAAGGACACAAUUUGACAACCUUUGGAUAGUGGUAGCGAUCCGGAGCAUUUUAAGAAUGCUGCCAGUUUGCAUUCUGUUUUUGAUACCCAGCAGUGAUCCAAAUGCUGCUAUUCUCCCAUCCGAGAUGUUGAAGAGUAAAAAGGGCGACGAGACGUUGGAAAAUCAGAACAUGGAAAUGGCUCCUCUUGUGAGCAGUUUGGACCAGCAGUUAGUUGAUACAUGAGCACAAAUAGCAAAACUGGGGAAAUGUACCCCAAUGUGAAACAGCACAUGUGCUGCUGAAUUUUUAUGCGGGCAGCAUGACUGAAAUUAUGCAAGUUGAGUUGACUGAGCCGAGUUAUUCAUCUGUUGAGGCUUAGAUUGCACAGUUCAGAAAAGGAUGACCAUGUUGUACCACUAUUUGUAAUUUCUUGAAAUCUUGCUGCUAGUACAGUUGGCUUUGGUCACUGACUCACUGUUAUAGCUUAUAGGGAGGAGCAGAAGAAAUCUUUUUGUGAAGGGGUUGAUCUCUACAUCAUUAGAAGUUUAUAUGAAAUAGCACACUUAAAACAGUCUUGAUAAUAAACAACUUGCAUUCAUAACAUUA